This is a messenger RNA of Penicillium canescens, 2685 nucleotides long. RefSeq names its product putative protein kinase Scy1. The transcript is spliced from 2 exons. Bases 1 to 2685 code for a protein of 894 amino acids. Gene Ontology annotation, biological process: protein phosphorylation. The record is from RefSeq and is a predicted model, not a curated record. Gene Ontology annotation, molecular function: ATP binding; protein kinase activity. NCBI's taxonomy places the organism in Eukaryota, Fungi, Ascomycota, Eurotiomycetes, Eurotiales, Aspergillaceae.
AUGUUUUCCUCCGCGCUCAAGUCGUUCAGCUCCAACAUCUCCGCCAAUUACCAGAUUUCACCCAACCCCACCGUUUACUCCGGCCCCUGGAAAAUCCACGACGCAAAGAAAAAGUCCACAGGAACUCCCGCAUCAGUAUUCAUAUUUGAUCGCAAGUCACUUGAGUCGCGUUCUGGUGGAUUUGGGAGAAGUUCUGGAUCCUCCAAGAAGCUCCAGGAAGAUGUGAUCGAACGACUCAAACGCGAAGCGAGUAAUCUUGCCCGCCUACGACAUCCGUCUGUUCUCCAGGUGCUUGAGCCGGUGGAAGAUACACGAAAUGGUGGCCUUAUGUUUGCGACGGAGCAUCUCACAGCAUCACUCUCUGGGCUGCUUCUGGAGAAGGAUGAUCAAGAGAACACAUCACGAGGCGGUUCGCGAACAACCCGCUACAUGGUUGAGGAGGCAGACGGAACCCGGAGAAGAAGAGACGUGGAAAUUGAUGAACUGGAAAUCCAAAAGGGACUACUGCAAGUGGCAAAGGGUCUCGAAUUCCUUCACGAGUCCGCGGGCUUGGUGCAUGGAAACCUGAACCCAGAGGCUAUCUAUAUCAAUGCCAAAUCAGAUUGGAAAAUCUCUGGUUUGGGAUUUGCAGGGCCACCGGACUCUUCGGAAACUAAGUCGCCAUUGCCGCCAUUAGCUGUAUCCGAGGUUCUCUAUCAAGAUCCAAGGCUCCCUGCUUCGGUCCAAUUGAACAUUGAUUACACAUCGCCUGACUUUGCCCUGGACUCAAAUGUAUCUUCAGCUGCCGAUCUCUUCUCUCUGGGUCUCAUUAUUAUCGCUCUGUACAACUCGCCGCAUGUCUCGCCUCUACAAACGAACGCGAACUUGACUACAUAUAAGAAGCUGCUGAGCUCUCCAUCUUCUACUCCAUCCCAGGGCAACAACUUCCUGUGCUCAAAACCAAUUCCUAAAGAUGUGCUGUCUUAUGUUCUACCAAGGCUCAUUACGAGGAGGCCUGCUCAGCGCAUGAAUGCUCGAGAAUUCCAGCAAUCUCAGUACUUCGACAAUGUGUUGGUUUCGACGAUUCGGUUUCUGGAAUCUUUGCCAGCCAAAAACCCAAAUGAAAAGUCUCAGUUCUUGCGUGGCCUGCAGCGAGUACUGCCUGAAUUCCCUGUCUCCGUGCUAGAAAGAAAAAUAUUGGGGGCACUAAUGGACGAGCUGAAGGAUCGAGAAUUACUCCCUCUAAUUUUACAGAAUGUGUUUGGCAUUCUGCAGCGAAUUCCGAAUGGACGCCGUGUAUUCCCUGAAAAGAUCAUUCCUCGUCUGAAGGAGGUUUUCGGAACUGAUUCGGGCAAGACUGAACGAGACUCCAAAAAGGAUGCCGGUCUUAUGGUUGUGCUUGAAAAUAUGAAGCUUAUUGCCGACAAUUGUUCCGGCAUGGAAUUCAAAGACGAUAUUCUACCUCUGAUCCGCCUUGGCCUGGAUUCGCCUACGCACUCCCUGGUGGAUGCUGCGAUCAAAUGUCUCCCCGUGGUGCUCCCAGUUCUCGACUUUAGUACGGUCAAGAAUGAGGUGUUCCCUCCCAUUGCUAGCACUUUCAGCAAAACUAGCAGUCUUGCCAUCAAGGUUCGCAGUCUGGAAGCUUUCAGUGUGUUGUGCGGUGCCUCUCCGGGUGAUUCUAAUGGGCUUGACGAUGAUCUUUCUGGGAUCCAGACGAGCAAGUCGAAAACAGCCAAAUCUUCUAUCUUGGACAAGUACACUAUUCAAGAAAAGCUUGUUCCGUCUCUAAAGGCGAUCAAAACAAAAGAGCCUUCGGUGAUGAUGGCUGCACUCAAGGUCUUCCGUCAAGUUGGAACUGUCGCAGACACUGAUUUCUUAGCCCUGGAAGUGCUUCCGGUUCUAUGGAGUUUCAGUCUUGGGCCGCUGUUAACUCUCCCUCAGUUCAACGAUUUCAUGGCAUUGAUUAAAUCCCUUUCCACUAGGAUUGAACAAGAACAAACCAAAAAGCUGCAAGAACUUUCCUCCGGUGCUGAAUCUAGUGGGUUCAAGGACGGCGUCGACCGAUUCUCGCAAUCUGCUACCGAUCUUACUUCGUCUGAGACAGAUGGAGCUCGGAACAACUUCGAGCGCCUCGUUCUUGGAAAGAAAGCUUCGCCAACAAAUGGUGAUAUGGAUAUGUGGGGCAGCAUGGAGCCUGAGCCAGCCAAACCAGCUCCUCCAAGCAUGUCAUCUUCAUUCGCAUGGUCCUCAAACAAUACUGGCAAACCAACCCAAGCAGGUUCUUUGAGCCAACAGUCUAACCUUGGUUUCCGCUCCAUCACUCCGGAUCAGAAAUUGAGCACUUUCCCGACUCUCGAGCCUGCACGACAAACCUCUCCAGUCUCUCAAGCGUUCCCUGCAAUGCAACCUUCAUCAUCCAUCUGGGGAUCACCUACUAGUCCUCAACCCCAGAUUGGCGGAGGUCCGUCGUUGGCUUCUGUGUCGAUCAUGGCACCCUCAAACCCCAUAUCCAGGCCGAUGGCCCAGCAAGCACCCAACUACUCUGCAUUCUCGAUACCCCCUCCUCCUGCAGGGAACAUGGGAACCAACAACACCAUGAGGUCUCCUCCAUUGAACACAACGAUGCGAUCAGCAUCGUUCCAGAGCACACCGACGACUCAGGGAAGUCAAAAGCAAGGGCUGGACAAAUAUGAGAGUCUGAUAUAG